AUGCCUACCGCCGCAUCGGUCGACAGGAGUACGUCCAACAGUAACUGCUCCAGGGAGUGUAUGACAGACAUAGUCACUCAGAUUUUGGACUCCAUGGUGGCCCGCAAUCCAUACACCCUACCAAUGGCAACAGUCUAUCAAGCGACUGAAAACUCGCACCCAGCAGCGCUCAGCACGAUGACACUGUGGCGCACCGUCGUCACGGCAGGCCCGCCCAGCCUGCUGGCCAUUGACACCACCAACGGCACGGCGUAUUUCGCCCUGGACAUCAGCGAAGGCAACAAAGCGACGGAUGCAGUCCUUCGGGGCCGGGUCAAGGUGGUUGACCAGCAGAUCACGGAGCUGGAGCUGUUCAUCAACCGGAACCGCGGCGAUCACGGCUUCUCCUUCUCGGCUGCGGAACUGCCGACAAAUUACAAGGAGUUGAUGUCGCCGCCGGCGAAUCGGACCAAGGCGAGCCGGGCCACUCUGGAGGCUCUGAGCGAGGCCCUGUUCGCCACGUCUAGCAACUUCUCGGUCAGCGUCAGCGACAGCUGCCAGUUCACCGAGAUUGGCUGGCGAGUCGUCGAUCCUGGGACGUACGGCAACGGUUCGACCACCCCGCUUGGAUGCAGCUGGCCCUCUGAUCACCCUACCGACAGCAACGCAAGGGUGGGCCUGGUCAUUGACGAGGAAUUGGGUUUCGUCGUGACCAGCGGCACAGUUCCGGGUACGGUCUAUCCCUACGGGAACGUCUCCGCCUUCAUACCAAACGCCAUGACUUCGGCACAAGAGGCGCAGGAGGUGUGGUUUGAGGAGAUGAAGGCUCUGGGUACUAUGCCGCUGCUGUCUCCCACCGGAGCCACUGGUGACACUCUCGAGGUGCUCCAGUACUACAAUGACGAGCUCCAGGCCAUGCAGAUCAAUGUCUACCUGAGUGGCCCGGACAUGACAUCGCCCUGGUUGUAG
Molecule: messenger RNA, 948 nt
Organism: Cryphonectria parasitica EP155
Lineage: Eukaryota; Fungi; Ascomycota; Sordariomycetes; Diaporthales; Cryphonectriaceae
Exons: 1
Coding region: 1-948 (315 amino acids)
Source: RefSeq, a predicted model, not a curated record